Messenger RNA from Bactrocera oleae (olive fruit fly), 5443 nucleotides. RefSeq names its product paired box protein Pax-8. Lineage: Eukaryota; Metazoa; Arthropoda; Insecta; Diptera; Tephritidae. The record is from RefSeq and is a predicted model, not a curated record. Gene Ontology annotation, molecular function: RNA polymerase II cis-regulatory region sequence-specific DNA binding; DNA-binding transcription factor activity, RNA polymerase II-specific. Gene Ontology annotation, biological process: regulation of transcription by RNA polymerase II; anatomical structure development.
CUCCUUCGCACUAGUGGUGCCUUGGCGUUUAUUGCGCGCCGCCAUUAUUCUUGUGCAUUGAGGUCGAAAAACCGGUGGCGGAAUGCUAGCGAUGGUGGUGAUGACUAAAGCAGCAACAAUAAAGGCAAGAAGAAUAAUAAAAUUGUUGUACAUGUGUUGGCGACUGACACAGGCUUUUGUUGUUGUUCAUUUGAGCGCGUGAGCAUACAAAAGCACUCACUCAAAUGGCACGGCAAAUUGGCUCGAACAGGCUAACAUCUACAGCGGGCGGUUGUUGGUUAAUUGAAGCGGUGCGCGGUGGUGUUUUGGCGGUGGCGCAUUGAGUCGAAUGGCGUAACGCAAAGCCGCCACAACUAGUUGAGAUGGAAUUUGUUAAUUCAGUGCGCCGAGUUCGGCUUUCGUGUGUGGAUCGUGUCGUUGUAUGAAAAAUAUUCAUGAUUACGCUCAGUGCGGACGCGUUAUGUGAAAUCAAAGUUUGCAAUAAUAAAAUAAAAUUACAAAAAAAAAAAAAAACAACGCGAUUGAGAAGACACGAAAAUAAAGCGUGAAAUAUGGAAAAAAGUGCAUAAUAAUAAAAACUAUGUGUGUAUUAGUAAAAAAAUUAAUGUAAAAACAUUGACAGCUUAGAAAUUAAAAAAAAAAUUAUAAUAAUAUAAAAAAAUUAAAAAAUAAUAAUAAACGAAAAUAAAUUCAAAAAUAAUUAAUAAAAAAUGAAAUCAAUUAAAAAUUAAAUAAACAAAAAAAUUUACCAAAACUUCAAAAGUGCACAAAAAUUGUAAGAAAGUAGAGUAUAAAAAAAACAUAUAUUCAAACUAACGCACAUUUCUUACUUUCGCUAAACUGUACUUAUAUUAUAUGCAUAUAAUAGCGCGCUGUGUUGUUGUUUUUGUGCGUUAAUGCGUGAUUGUGCAUGCCUUAUCACCACAAACAGUUACUAUAACUUAAAUGCAUAAUUACAUACAAACACUGCUGCUUAUAACUUAAAUGCAUAAUUACAUACAAACACUGCUGCUUAGUAUGUAGCUUCUUGUGUAACUCUUCAAGUAUACUCCCUAAGCAACUCCCACAAAAUAAUACGCAUAUAUAACUAUAAACCUAAGAAUCGUGAAAAAUUACUCCCAAAGCUGCAGUGCUCGCUUGGUCAUGUUGAUUGAACCGGGUAUUAAUCAUAAAUUUGGAACAUUGGCCGCCGCAAAUACGAGCAUACCAGCGCAUUGGAAAAUGGAACCACCAAGAAUACCAGCCUUAGCGGGUACAGGUGGUGCGCCCACAAUACCGCCACAAUGCAAUAUCGGCCUGCCACCCUCUGUGCAAAUACCGGGCGCUGCAAUCUUCGGAGCCGGUGGCUCACCAUCGCCCACCACGCUGAAUGCGCUCAUGUCCCAACAGCGUUUACUCGAGUUGUCUCGUUUCGGCGGUCUACGCGGUUACGAUAUAGCUCAGCAUAUGUUGUCGCAACAGGGUGCUGUCUCCAAGCUACUAGGCUCACUGCGUCCACCUGGUCUAAUUGGUGGCUCCAAGCCAAAAGUCGCCACACCAACAGUUGUCUCAAAGAUCGAACAGUACAAGCGCGAGAAUCCAACAAUAUUCGCAUGGGAAAUACGCGAACGGUUGAUAUCGGAAGCCGUUUGCACCAACACCACCGCACCUUCGGUUUCUUCCAUCAAUCGCAUAUUACGCAAUCGUGCCGCCGAGCGUGUGGCCAGUGAAUUUGCACGCACCGCCGCCUACAGUCUCUAUCCUCCACAUCCAUAUGGUGGAUUUACUUGGCAUCCCUCUGCCGCAGCGGCAGCUGCAGCAGCCAAUGCCCCGGCAGCUGCGCACUUUUGGCCCACACAAGCGACGGGUCCAACGCUUACGACGCUACCACCGUCGGGUAGCGGUAAUAGCGGCGGUUUAAGCAGUAAUAUGGGUACCAGCAGUGGCUCAGGUGGUCUGUUGACAACAAAUAAUCGUGCAAUAUCACCUGGUUCGGGUAGUCGGGACACGUUGGAGUCACCUGAUGAUAGUCGACAUGUGGACUCGGACUACUUGGACGAUGAUGAUGAGCCGAAAUUUCGUCGCAAUCGCACAACUUUCAGUCCAGAGCAAUUGGAGGAGCUAGAGAAGGAGUUCGAUAAGAGUCAUUACCCAUGUGUGAGCACGCGAGAGCGUUUAUCGAGCCGUACGUCGUUGAGUGAGGCACGAGUGCAAGUUUGGUUUUCCAACAGAAGAGCGAAGUGGCGCCGCCAUCAGCGCAUGAAUCUGUUGAAGCAGCGCUCCAGCCCCUCCGGCCAUCCACACAUUCCGCAUUCACAGCCGUCGCCCGAAAGCAACAACAACAACAACAACAGCUACAGCAGCAGCAACAAUCACAACAGCAACAGUCUCAAUCACAGUCACAGUCUCGCGCCGCCAGCGACGAUGGGCGUGGCCGCUUCACCGACCUCCAGCUGUCACAGCAACAGCAACACCUCUACAUGUGCGGGCGCGGACCAAUUGCAAUCGCACCACCACCACCACCACCACUACACGCAUGGCGGUCAAGCGUCGUCGGCGACGGCGGUGAAUUCGUCAGCGAGCGAAUUGGAAUUGCGCGCGCACGGACAUCAUUUGACACACCAUGCGCCGCAUCAUCCCCCGAACAGCAAUGCGGCGACCAUGUUGUUGAAUCACUACAGUCAACAACAACAGCAGCAGCAUCAUCAUCAACAGUACGCUGCCAAAGCGCAUUAUGCAGCGGCGGCGGCGGGCGGUCAAUUGCAACACCCAGCGGCAGAACCGAGUGCAGAAAGUGCUGCCUCGGUGGCGGCGCAACAGCAACAACAUCCGUUGGCAGCAACGCUGGCGGCAUCAUUGGUGACAUCUCAGCAACAACAACAACAGCAGCAACUCAGCACAUCGCCCACAGCAUCAGCGCCAUUAUCAAUGGGCGGUGAGCAUAGCGCCUUCCGCUCGCUGGUCGGCUCACCCUCGGCGGCGGCGUUCGCGCACUUGGUGCGCCAGUACGCGGUGGCGGCGACAUUGUCAGCGAAUGCUGCAAGCAUGGGUGAGGAGCUGAAACAACAACACCAGCAACAGCAACAUCACCACCAACAACAACAACAGCUAGUGACGGUGGACGACUCUUCCGAGGAUUCGGAGGAGGAGAUCAACGUGCACGACGACUCCGACGAUGAGUUGGAAGUAGUACGGCGCACGCCACGCACCAGCGCCGCAGACCAAAAUAAUGGCUACAGCAACAACAACAAACAUAAUGACAACACGAGCACUAGCAAUAACAAUCCAAUGAGUGAAAUGUCGCCGACGAGCAACAAAGCGCCACUGCAACUCACCAAGCACGAUCGCUGAGCGCGCGCCGCAAGCUCCAUUCUAAUCGCGUGAAGCAGGGCGUUGCGCGCACGGAUUACAUUACAAAUAAAUUUGACAAACCUGACUCGGAGGCGCGCUUGUGAUUGACACAUCGGUACCGCCAGUGUUGGUAUGUAAUAGCAGCGUCAUGGCGGCGAGUGAAGGUAAGAAUUACUUUGUCUAUUGUAAGACACCGCUAACCGUGUGCUGGCCGCUUAAUUAUGAGCGUAACAUGAAACUUGGCGGACGCAAGCUGCAUGCUUUGUACUAAGCGCUGCAAUGCAAAAAAAAAUAAUAAAAAUAAAAAAAUUAAAACAAAUAUGCACAUAGAUUUACAUUUAAAUGAGCGUGUUCGCUUUGCAAAAAUUAUAACAAACAUAGCAGACAAUUUGAAACCAAAGUAAUUAACGAAAUCGUACAACAUUACAACGAGCGUGCGCGUGCUACUUAAUGUAGGUUAUAAUAUAAACUGACAACAGCAACAACAUUAGUAGAAUGCCCAGUAAGAAAAUUUAAGGCUUGGAACUAUUCCAUCUAGAAUUGGCACUAGUCUUUUUUGACAUAAAAAUUAAAGUAUUAACAAUGACGCCUGGUAAACAAAUAUAAGGCUUCGAACUAUUACGUUUUGAUUUAGCACAAAUACUUUUGAACUUUCUAUUAAAAUUCUUUAUAAAUAUAAAAUUAUCAACAAUAUUGAAUAUAAUAAAAAUGUCUAGUAGGAAAAAUGAUGGCUUCGUUCUUACUAUUAUUUUUUUAUCUGGCUAAGAUUAUUUUUAAUUUUAAAUUAACAUUGAUAUCAAUUUUAAAAGAAAAGAGUAAAUUAUAUAUCUAUUAGCACAUCUGGUUCUGAAAUGGUCCCUUUUAAAUUACUUAGCUUUUUUGAUUUAUCGCCUCAGGGCUACAUUUUCAUUUAUAUUAGUCUCGUUUAAUUAGGCUUUUUCUUUACUUAAAAAUUCAAAGUAGUCGUUCGUUACAGUACAGGCCCUAUAAAUGAUACAAACAAUCUACUUGGUAUAUGUAAAAUAUUUCAAACGCCAUUGUAGUAGCAACAAGGUUGUGGAUUACAUUUAUAAAUUGAGGAAGGUUAACCUAGUACUAACCAAGUCCUUCCUUAUUUUGGGUAAUUUUCUCUUUUUUUAUUAUAGUCAAGAACCACGAUUGUUUUUGUUGUAAUCGUAAAUAGCGGGACCUACUGAAAGUUAGAGAUAUGUGUUUGUCUCUUUAAAUCAAAAAUCUGACUCAAAUCUGCACACUAUAAUUGUACAUUAUAUGGUCUGUAUUUGAGUAUGCAAUUAAGUCGACAAAUAAAGCACGAGGAAUUUUUCAAAUUAGCAAACGAUUAAUCUAUAGCGAACGAUUAGCCGCUACAAUGUCUGAGUUGAUGAAUUCACUUCACUAGAGUCGGUUUUCGCUACUGGGUUACUAUAGAAAAUGCACAAUGUUGUUGUUGUUAGUUAUAAAAAAAAUUUCUAACGAAGAGUGCGGCUAUUUUGUUAAAUAGCCAAUAAAAAUACAAAAAAUAAAUGGAAAUUGUCGUUUGGCGGCAUUUCGUAAUAUCAUAUAGCUAGAAAAAAUAACUACAAAAAAUAAAUAAUUAAAUAUAAUACAACCCAGUACUAAAUAUGUGUUAAAUGUAAAAAAUAUAUAUAAAUGUGUAAAUAAAUAAUACAAAUUUCCUAUUUUUGUUUACACUAUUUUGAAAAUUACGGUACUUAAAUUUAAAAAAAAAUUAAAUUUUUAUCUGCAUAUGUAUAUGGCAAUAUUUAUUGAGGAAGUUAUAAUAAAUCUUAAUAAAAAUACACCUACAUUUGCAUGUAUUUAUAAAAAAUUUCCCUUUAACCCUUAUAACACCGAAAUUUUUAGAAAAAAUUAUAUCGACGUAGCUUUUUCUACCUACAAAGCGUUAUUAACUGUAAUUUAAAACAAAUUUAACUUUUUUCUCACUAAAAAUUGCAUUAGUUUAGAGUACCAACUCAGCAUGUAUAUAAAAUCCAUUAAAUAUUUACAUUCCUGUCAAAGCGUGUACCAGUUGUAAGCAAGAAUUGCUAAAAUCAAAAAGGUUGUUAUUAAAAAAAAAAACACAAAAACAAUUGCAAUAAUCAACUUUAACUAA